Molecule: messenger RNA, 672 nt
Organism: Sparassis crispa
Lineage: Eukaryota; Fungi; Basidiomycota; Agaricomycetes; Polyporales; Sparassidaceae
Exons: 4
Coding region: 1-672 (223 amino acids)
Source: RefSeq, a predicted model, not a curated record
AUGGUGACAAAUGCAUUGACACACCAAGAAAAUGUAGUUCCAUCUUCCACGGACAAACGUUCAGCACCAGGGAGACCCGUCGGAGACGUUCAUUCACGGGUAGAUUCCCCGGUAGAUCUCACGGAACCUCAGGCUGCUCCUCUAGGUUCUGGUGACCCCCAAGAUGCCCAGCCAUCAGCAUCAGUCGAAGUUAAGUCGAAACACUCCCAAUCGCGUAUUGUUUCAACAUAUUCGCCAAUCGCGGAUCCUCCUCCGGGGUCGUUGAGAAUUUCAAUCAAACAAUUAUCGAGCAAUGCAGGGUCUCAAAAUCGAAUGCCCAAGGACGGCACAAGUGUCCCUAUCAGUUAUACCGAUAAAAACAAGAACACAGAAUGUUUGACUCAGAGUGUUUCGCCAGUAGCGCUCUUAGAGUUACUGUCGCAGACCGAAAUUCUCCGCCUCUGUCUCCUGGAACCCAAGCAACGCGCACUCCAAAUCUCUAUGCUCACGGUACAGACUCUCGAGCUCUUGGAAAGCCCGUCCCUUUGGUUGCUCGCGGAUCCUCCGGAACUGCCUUGGUCGGUCCUUUCCCGCAGACGUUACAGAAAGAGACCGCCACUGGAGCGAGCAGCGGCGGCUUGUCUGCUGUCGAACAGGACUUUGUCGAUAUGCAUGUCGAUAUGCACGACAUAG